Messenger RNA from Leptinotarsa decemlineata (Colorado potato beetle), 1087 nucleotides. RefSeq names its product carboxylic ester hydrolase-like. The record is from RefSeq and is a predicted model, not a curated record. Lineage: Eukaryota; Metazoa; Arthropoda; Insecta; Coleoptera; Chrysomelidae.
GUUUUCUGAGCACGGAAGAUGAAGCCUCAUACGGCAAUUAUGGAUUGAAAGAUCAGUACGCCGCUUUGAAAUGGGUAAAUUCUAAUAUCAAAUCAUUUGGUGGUGAUCCCAAUCAAGUCACUUUGGCAGGACAUAGUUCGGGGAGUAUGAGUGUCAUGUAUCAAAUGAUUCACCCAAAAUCUUGGGGUCUGUAUAACAGACUUAUAUGCCUAAGCGGAGAGGUUACCGCUGAGCUGGGUUCUCAGAAAUUUCCCAGAAAAAUGGCUUUCAAUGUUGGUCUAAGUCUUGGAAUAGAAACUGAUAAUUCAACCGAAUUAGUCGAGAGAUUGCGACAAAUGGAUAUAGACCAGUUGAAACAUGCCCAGACGAAGGUAUUAAUAGCGGGUAUCCCGUACCUCUUAGAGAAUGGUUUACUAUUCACCCCAGUUGUGGAGAGAGACCACGAAGAUGCUUUUCUUACGAAGCCGACCAUCGAACUCCUCAGGAAUGGUGAAUUUGCGAGAGUUCCUCUCAUUACAGGAACCACUACGAACGAGGCAGCUUCUGUUGCUGGAUUUGUGAACAUUGUCCGUUUUGUGCUUCUAUUAUACGAGUGGAGUCCAGGUUUAUUUCCGAAUCAACUGAAUAAAAUCUUUAACCAAGCGACGUGAAGCUGCAAAGAAAUUGAGAAAUUUGCAGGAGUGGGACACAUUGAGGAUUUAUCCUUCAUUUUCAAAUACGAAAAUCAGGUAUUGCCUCCAGAGGGUAUUGAAAUGUCUAAAAGAAUUGGGAGAUUAUGGUCCAACUUCGCAAGAUAUGGAAAUCCAACACCAACAGUCGAUCCGUUCUUGUACAAUAUAACUUGGCCACAGAUAUCGCCUGAUUCCAAGCACAUUCCUCAUUUAAGAAUAGACACAAAUUUUAGUAUUGGCGAAAACUUCAGGAUGGAAUUCAUCGACUUUUUGAAUCAGCUAUCUAAAGACAAUAACUAAAUUGAUUUGAGUAGGUACUGAAGUAUAUAUUUUUGUAAAAUGCAUGAUCAAACAUAAUCCAACAAGAGCAUAUUAUAAGUUGAAUUUGCUGAUUAAAAUUCUCAUGAAUAUUUUCA